This is a messenger RNA of Carassius gibelio (silver crucian carp), 7065 nucleotides long. RefSeq names its product CLIP-associating protein 1. Gene Ontology annotation, molecular function: microtubule binding; kinetochore binding. Gene Ontology annotation, biological process: mitotic spindle assembly. The record is from RefSeq and is a predicted model, not a curated record. Bases 514 to 5079 code for a protein of 1521 amino acids. Gene Ontology annotation, cellular component: microtubule organizing center; mitotic spindle; cytoplasmic microtubule. NCBI's taxonomy places the organism in Eukaryota, Metazoa, Chordata, Actinopteri, Cypriniformes, Cyprinidae. The transcript has 41 exons.
GAGGUGUUUAGUGCAUGCGCAUUACAGCUCCAUCAUUGUGUCUACAGGAGCAGCAUUUAGAGAGACAAACCUCGCUUACCUUUGAAAACAACCCGUGUCAUUUUACACAGAAACUACCGCUAGACUGGGCAGACAGGGAGGACCUGUGAAUUAUGAAGCAAUGCUCCGCCGGACCCUCUCUCUCCUGCUCUAGUUACAACAACUCCUGCUGCUCCACCGCAACCAAAAACGCUUCUGCCACUGCUAGUGGUUUGGCUGCCUCCUAAAGGAACAAAAAGGAGAAUUCGCAGUCCUCAUCAGCUGUUGUCUAGUCACAUAUGGUGCAUCGUUUGCAUUCCUGAGUUGACAUCCCUACUGCUCAGCUUCUUGCCAGCCUGUGGCACUCAUAGUGUUCAUCAGCACAGGAUAUUAAUAAGCGUGUGCUCUUGUGUUGCCUGGAUUGUACAAGGCCUUUUUGUUUAUUUUAUUUUUCCUAUCCACUGCCACACGGGUGGUGGCAGGACAUCAUAGGCCAUGGAGCCCAAUAUAGAGUACUGUCUGACCCAGGUUCUACAGAAGGAUGUGGCCCGCAGGUUGCAGAUGGGUCCGGAGCUCAUCGACUACAUCACAGACGCUGACAAAUGUCACGACCUGGAGAGUGACCAGACUGCGCUGGAUAAAAUGGUGGACGGUAUCGCCACCUCUUGGGUCAACUCCAGCAACUUCAAGUUGGCUUUGUUGGGAAUGGACCUUCUAUCUGCCUUAGUGACGAGAUUACAGGACCGAUUUCGGCCCCAAGUUGGUACAGUUUUACCGAGCUUGAUAGAUCGGUUAGGCGAUGCCAAAGAUCAAGUCAGAGACCAUGAUCAAACCCUUCUGCUGAAGAUCAUGGAGCUGGCAGCUACACCUCAGUACAUAUGGGACCGAAUGUUGGGGGGGUUCAAACACAAAAACAACCGGACCAGAGAGGGAGUGUGUCUCUGUCUCAUCUCAACUCUGAACACAUACGGUGCCCAAGGCUUAACCCUGAGCAAAAUUGUACCACAUAUAUGUAAUCUACUCGGAGACCCCACAAGUCAGGUUCGGGAUGCGGCCAUGAACUGCCUUGUGGAAAUAUACAGACAUGUUGGAGAGAAGGUUAGGAUUGACCUCAGUAAAAAAGGACUGCCGCAAUCGAGGUUGAAUGUUAUUUUCAGCAGAUUUGAUGAAGUCCAAAGAUCUGGGAACAUGAUCCUCUCCUCAGGUUCAGAUAAGAACUUUGAUGACGAGGACUCUGUGGAUGGGGGCAGGUCCUCCUCCUCUUCCUCUUCUAAGGGCUUCUCCAACAGCAGGAGAGGGGGCAGCAUGGGCUCAAUGAGACGCCCCAGUUCUGCCUCUGGAUCCAGGGCUCCAGGGAAGGAUAGUGUCAGUGCAGGGGCUGUGGAUGAAGAGGAUUUUAUCAAGGCUUUUGAAGAUGUACCUACAGUUCAGAUAUAUUCCAGUAAGGAGUUGGAGGACUCCUUGAAUAAGAUCCGUGAAGUUCUGUCAGAUGACAAGACAGACUGGGAACACCGUGUCACUGCUCUGAAGAAAGUGCGCUCGCUGGUUCUGGCUGGUGCAACCGAACAUGAGGGCUUUCUUCAACAUCUACGGCUUUUAGAAGGUGCCUUCAAGCUGUCGGCUAAAGAUCUUCGGUCUCAAGUGGUUCGAGAGGCCUGUAUCACAUUAGGGCAUCUGUCUUCAGUGCUGGGGAAUAAAUUUGAUCAUGGGGCUGAAAACAUCAUGCCUACGCUGCUCAACUUGGUUCCCAACAGCGCCAAAGUUAUGGCCACAUCUGGAAUGGCAGCCAUCCGCCUCAUCUUGCGACAUACACACUUCCCACGCCUUAUCCCGAUCAUCACCAGCAACUGCACUUCUAAAUCGGUGGCAGUUCGGAGACGGUGUUAUGAGUUUUUAGACCUGUUAUUGCAAGAAUGGCAGACACACACUCUAGAGAGGCAUGUGGCCGUUCUCACCGAGACCAUCAAGAAGGGGAUCCAUGACGCGGACUCAGAGGCCAGAUCCGUGGCCAGAAAAUGUUACUGGGGAUUCCAUGGCCAUUUCAGUCGAGAGGCAGAGCACCUGUUUCAGGCAUUGGAGUCGAGCUAUCAGAAGGCCCUCCAGUCUCACCUGAAGAGCUCGGACAGUAUAGUGUCUCUGCCACAGUCUGACCGCUCCUCCUCGAGCUCGCAGGAGAGCCUCAAUCGACCGCUGUCAGUGAAGAGUGUCAUUGGAGGCCCUGUUACAAGAAGUAAAGUGAUCGGCUCUAGAGUGUCCUCUACCCCUGGUGCCCUCCAGCGUUCCCGCAGUGACAUAGAUGUGAACGCAGCCUCCAGUGCCAAAUCUCGCAUGUCCACCGCAACCUCCCCAUCUCCCUUCAGCUCCGCUGCAGCUCUGCCUCCAGGCUCCUACGCCUCCCUGGACGGUGCAUCUGGUAAACUAGAUGGUCGUGUUCGGACAAGAAGGCAGAGCUCGGGCAGUACGGUCAGCACCAACAGCACUGUUACAGACAGCCGUGGUCGGAGCAGAGCUAAAGUGGUCUCCCAGUCCCAACCCGGCAGCCGAUCCAGUUCUCCAGGGAAGCUUUUGGGACACGCGUAUGGCAGAAUUCCUAGAGCCACUGCCCCUACAACUCCCUCAGACAAGUACUCAAGGGUCCCAAAAAGCCAGGGAUGCAGCCGUGAAACCAGCCCCAGCAGACUGGGCAUAGCCCGGAGCAGUCGCAUCCCCCGCCCCAGCAUGAGUCAGGGGUGCAGCCGUGACACCAGUCGCGAGAGCAGUCGUGACACAAGCCCCGCUCGGGGCUUCACUCCUCUUGCCUCCCGACGUCACUCUCGCUCCACCAGUGCGCUGUCCACGGCUGAACCCGUGGGCCAGUCAGAUCGCUUAGGCCUGAUCCAUCAGGCUCGCAUUUCUGCAUCUGUCAAUGCUAUGAGGGUGCUGAACACUGGCACAGAAGUGGAGGCUGCUGUAGCUGAUGCUUUGCGCAAGCCUUUGAGAAGGAGGUACGAGUCCGAUGAUGAUGCCAACAGCGACGCAUCCAGCGCCUGCUCAGAGCGCUCCUAUAGUUCCCGUAACGGAGGCAUUCCUCACUACCUACGUCAGACAGAGGAUGUCGCCGAGGUGCUAAACCACUGCGCCAGUUCCAACUGGUCAGAAAGGAAAGAGGGCCUGCUGGGUCUGCAGAACCUGCUGAAGAGCCAACGCAUUCUCAGCCGUGUGGAGCUCAAGAGGCUAUGUGAGAUCUUCACCAGGAUGUUUGCAGAUCCUCACAGCAAGAGAGUGUUUAGCAUGUUCUUAGAGACUCUAGUGGAUUUCAUCACCGUGCACAGAGAGGAUCUCCAAGAUUGGCUUUUUGUACUGCUCACUCAGCUGCUGAAGAAAAUGGGAGCUGACCUCUUGGGCUCAGUCCAAGCUAAGGUCCAAAAGGCUCUGGACGUCACAAGGGAGUCUUUCCCCUUUGACCAGCAGUUUAACAUUCUAAUGAGAUUCAUUGUUGAUCAGACUCAAACCCCCAAUCUGAAGGUGAAGGUGGCCAUCCUUAAAUACAUUGAAUCCCUGGCACGGCAGAUGGACCCUGCGGACUUUGUGAACUCAAGUGAGACAAGAUUAGCGGUGUCUCGCAUUAUCACCUGGACCACUGAACCCAAGAGCUCUGAUGUUAGAAAAGCCGCCCAGGUGGUGCUGAUCUCACUCUUUGAGCUGAACACUCCUGAGUUCACCAUGCUGCUGGGCGCUCUGCCUAAAACAUUCCAGGAUGGAGCCACCAAGCUCCUGCAUAGCCAUCUGAAGAACUCAAGCAACACCAGCAGUGUGAGUUCACCAAGCAAUACAAUGGGUCGCACGCCACCCCGGCACCCCACCAGCAGGACCAGUCCUCUCACCUCGCCCACAAAUUGUUCCCACGGGGGUCUGUCACCCAGUAUGCUUGAGUAUGACACUGAGAACAUGAAUUCUGAUGAGAUCUUUAGCUCACUGCGCGGUGUCACAGAAGCAAUCCAGAGCUUCAGUUACCGCAGCCAGGAGGACCUGAAUGAGCCAAUCAGACGCGAUGGGAAGAAGGAUGAUACUGCUGGUAAGGAAGGGGCAUCUCCAGGGUCUGAUGCAAGGCUGGGAUUGGACGUAAUGGAAGGGGGUCGAACUGCUUUGGAUAAUAAGACGUCUUUACUUAACACACCGUCUCCGCGGUCUUUUGCUGUCCCACGGUCAAGAGAGUUCGCGCCCUAUGGCUAUGCAGACACAAUCACGGCCUAUGACAAAAGUGCCCUGAAGGAGGCUGUUUUUGAUGAUGACGUGGAUCAGUUCCGAGACUGCCGUCGACAGGACUGUGGUGAGAACAAGAUGGUGCUGCCCAAGGGUUUUACUCCUGAUCUGGUGGCAGACCUACUGAAGGAGCUGUCGAAUCACAAUGAGCGAGUGGAGGAGAGGAAGGGGGCUUUGAUCGAGCUCUUGAAGAUUGCUCGUGAGGACAGCCUGGCUGUGUGGGACGAACACUUCAAAACAAUCCUAUUGCUGCUAUUGGAGACACUCGGGGACAAGGAUCACACUAUCCGAGCGCUGGCUUUACGGGUUCUGAAGGAGAUUCUGAGGAACCAGCCAGCACGCUUCAAGAACUAUGCAGAGCUCACAAUCAUGAAAACAUUAGAAGCUCAUAAGGACUCUCAUAAAGAGGUGGUUCGUGCAGCUGAAGAGGCUGCCUCUACGUUGGCUGGCUCCAUUCACCCAGAGCAAUGCAUCAAAGUGCUGUGUCCCAUCGUACAGACCGCAGACUAUCCCAUCAACCUGGCUGCUAUUAAGAUGCAGACCAAAGUGAUCGAGCGCAUUGCCAGGGAGUCGCUGCAUCAGCUGCUGCCCGACAUCAUCCCUGGCCUCCUACAAGGCUAUGAUAACACAGAGAGUAGUGUUCGCAAGGCCAGUGUGUUCUGUCUGGUGGCCAUCUACUCUGUGAUUGGUGAGGAGCUGAAGCCACACUUGGCCCAGCUCACGGGUAGCAAGAUGAAGUUGCUAAAUCUGUACAUUAAGAGGGCCCAGACCACCAACAGCAACAGCAGCAGUUCUUCAGACGUGUCGUCUCACAGCUAGACAGAUGUACUCUAAUCAGUGCCCUACAUGUGCAUUUGGGAAAAUAGUUGUGCCUCCUCCAGAUAUCCAUUUUUUUUAUUGCUUCAUCACACUCUUGCUGGAUUUUCCCAGAUAGAUGUGUUGCUCACUGCAAUCAGACUUUCCUUUUCGUCCAGCUCCUGAAAGCCUCUUAGUUAAUUUCUCAUGCAUCUUUCCAUCUGUUGAACAUUGAAUGUAAAGGGGUUCAGAUCGAGAAAAAUGCAUGGUGGCUUUUUGAUAGGGAACAGAUCUUCCAUGAUUGGGAUAGCUUCCUAAAUUGGAGCAAACAAGCUACCUUCAGCUUCUGAAGAGGAGAUUCGUUAACUACAUUUAUUAGUAAUAACUUAUUCAUCUUGGCAAGUGCUGUUAAAGGUUCAAUCGAGUUAUUUGGAUAUUUUAAACGGGCACAGUUGGGUUAAGUAACACAUAACUUGAAUCUAAGUUAAUGCUAGUGGAUCAUUUGGCUGGCCGAGUGAUAAAUGUAAAGAAAAGAGAAAAAUUUAAGUAAUUUGUAGGUUUGGCUACAAUGACAACCCAAAAAGAAAUGUAGGAAUAAAACAUUCAUAUAUUCAUUUUUAUUUCAUGGGACCGCAAUAACACAUCCCGUAAGUCUUUAGAAAGUCUAAUGUAAAGCAGUUGUGUUGAUUUUAUUAUAGAAUGGAUUAUUUGUUAUAAAAUGUGAGCCUCACUACAGAAUACAAGGACAAACUUCUGAAUGUACAACUUUUCUUUUCAUCUUUGGAAUAAAAGUGAAAGGUUUGUGAGUAAACGUGCGAGCCACAAAACACUUGGACAUUUCAAAAUUGACAAACACGCAGUCAGAAAGAGUCCGAAACAAGACAAGGAGCGUCUUCAGACAAGAAACAAUGAAGGACACCGAUUAUCACUUUGUUCUUGGAGCAAGAGGAUUGUGAUGGAAAUUUCCAAACUACUCUGCCUUAUGUUCCUUUUUCUGCUUUAAAAACUCUUUAGAUGACUGUUUAGAUGCGUGUCCAGUCCACAGACAUUCUCACUACAUCUCUAAAGCAUGGUGCUGCUAGUUUGCGCAGCACAUGUCUAUGACACUAAUGGAAACCCUCUAAUCUGGCUCGAGAACUAGAGGUGAUGUUAUGUUCUCUGAAAGCUCUGAACUCUUUAUUUUCCUUGUUCAUCCGGAGAUUUUUCCCGUCUGAUGUUACGUGCUGAGCAUUUAGUGUUUUGUACUUACCUUACAAUCAUUGCUUCUCCCUCCCCCACAAAAUUAAGGUAAAAACGAUGUUGCACUCUUUUGCACGUUAUCCGAUAGCUUGCAUGUUUUGACGACAUAACCAUCCCGUGCUGCCGCGACUGACCUAAGUUUGGCUGUUUGUGCCACGUCAGCCGUCUGUAAAUACAGUAUUAUUAUUGUUAUUAUUAAUAUGUUGCCCGUGUGGGGAAGUAAGUGCAAAGCUCAAAUGGGUCUCACAGAGUUUGUCUCAGACUGUGAACCAGGCCAUAUUAGAAAUUAAGGACAGACGUUUGAAAGCAUCCUACUUUCCUUAAGUAUUAUAUACUGGGGCAUGUGGCUUUUAUUGGUAUGCUAAGUGUGCGUACCCUUGUUUGUUGCAGCAUUUCUUUAUAAUUGUUUUUAACCGGUUCAGACCAUGAACCAACAUUUUGGUUUAGACUGGGGCUAUUCAUAGAAAUAAUCUGUUGAUGAAAGAACAAAGCCAACUGUGAGGAUCAACAAUGCAAGUAUUAAGUUAAACGUGGCCCCUUGGUUUUCCUCAAAUGUUGACCUCUAAUGGUAUUCCAUCAAACAAUUCACUACGCAUGUUAGACUUUACGUUUUGUCAUUGGACACAGAUACACUCUUGUAUUUAUAAAUUUGUUAUUUCAUUUCCUGUCCCAAUGUACAGUUUUUGUUGUUUUGUUUUAUUUUUCAAAGGCUUGUGAUAGAUUUACACCAACCUAAGUUUGGCCUAGAAUUAAAACAACCAGAAACAUCAA